Papaver somniferum (opium poppy) is the source of this 436-nucleotide messenger RNA. RefSeq lists its product as uncharacterized. Lineage: Eukaryota; Viridiplantae; Streptophyta; Magnoliopsida; Ranunculales; Papaveraceae. Bases 11 to 349 code for a protein of 112 amino acids. The record is from RefSeq and is a predicted model, not a curated record. The transcript is spliced from 2 exons.
GCUUUGAAUAAUGAAGAUAUCUAAUCUUACUACCAAUCAGCUGGCUGUGGCUUUGGGCUUAUGCAUGCUUCUUCUGAGUUUCUCUUACUCUGCCGAGGCUACUGCUACUGAAAGAUCAAUUACUACUACUGAUGUUGCAGCACCGGCACCAGAAAAUGUUGCUACUUAUUCCGGUUGUUACUACCUAGGGUAUUGUAUAAACGAACCAGAAUGUCGUAAAAAGUGCACACCACUAGGCUAUGAAUGGAGUAGAUGUUGGCCUCCUGCACCUUCUUCGGACAGUGAGGAGCAAAUUGAUCCAAACCGAGAAAUCCCAACUCGAUACCGUUGUUGUUGUUAUAAUCAUUGAUCAUCUCAUAAUUAUUCAAUUGAUUGAUUAACCUGUGCUAUUGUAAUAUUUUCUUGGGGCAUUUUACCUCAAAUUGGCAAAAUAAAA